CCCCCCGUCCCGGGGGCUGAUUUGUGGAGAAAACUUUGGCUGAGGAGAAGUGUUGCUUGAAGGAAAACUAAUUUCUGGAUUUUGAACGAUUUAACCCCCACUGUGGUGCAGGAUAGGAACAUGACAGAAAACAAAGACUUGGAUGCAGAGAUAAAUACUCUGAGGAAUGAAGAGGUCAGAAAACAAGAUUUGAUUGAUAUUUCCAAGAGAAAGAAAAUCAGUUUCAAGAAUCUGACAAGAUUUAGGCAGCUUUCGCGAUGGAGAACUGCUGCCUUGUUUUUGGUUUUAUUUAUAUGUCUCGUCGUGGUGUUUGCAUUUUCCUUCAUCAUUCCUUGUCCGGUGAGGCCUGUGUCACAAAGGACAUGGAACACUAAAUUUGAAGAUGCAGUAACCUAUCCCCUUAUUACCCUGUGGGAUGUGAACAAAGACAAAGUUACAGACGUGCUGUUUGCAUUUAAAGAUAUGAACAGCAGUAAUAUUAAUGGAUUGUGUAUUACUGAAGGCCUUUCAUUUCCCUGUGCAUCUGUGGCUGUCCUCUCAGGAACAAAUGGGAGCCUCCUAUGGCAGAGAGGUUUGGAAGAGGAUAUUCAGCAUGUGCAAUGUGGGAUAGAAAAGCUGGGUGGGGAAGAAGAGUCUUCUGGAUGCCUGAUCAUUGGACAACUGCAGCUAAUUACUGCAGUUGAUUCUUAUACUGGAGAAACAUUGUGGAAACUGAAUAUGAGUUUUGCUACUAGCGUCUCGGUGAUGGGCCCUGCGUUGAUACUUCCAGAUUUGGAUGGUGAUGAUGUUGAGGACUUUCUGAUCUUUUUUAGAUCCCAUCAACAGGUGGGAUCUGUGAUGGAACUUAUCCUCUUGCUCUUGUCUGGCAGGAGUGGUAAUCCUAUUGGUCAACUGGUUCACCACAACACUUCUCAAGGCUUUGUACACUUCAGUCCACUGGUUCACAUUACCAACACUGGAGUUUACUAUGUUCUUUUUAUUCAAGGAACUGUUCAAGGAAUGGCACUAAGAGAUCUUUAUGCAAAGGCAACUGGAACACAGCCUCAGGGGUCCAACCUAAAUCAAGGAUUACUUAAAUCAGAUCCUGAGUGGGAGAAAAUGACUGAUCAGGAUUCCAGACAGAUAGAAAUAUACAGAUCCCGGACCGCUCAUUAUCUGCAGCGUGUGCAUGUCUUGGGAAAUAAUGCUGGGAAGCUGUUGAUCAGCACCAGUAACAUGAUUGAGCUUCUGGAUGGACAAAACUUACAAACCAUUUGGAGCCGUAAUACAACUCAGAUUAGAUGUCCUCCUGUACCUGGCUACUUUAACAACGAUGGAGUUUUUGAUUUUCUGAUUGAAGAUGUCAUUGAAAAGGACAGAAAGAAGGUAAUUAUCGUGGACGGAAAUAGUGGGAAGACUCUGUGGGAGGUGGAAUUGAUGUUCAGUGAAAACAGCCCCCAAGCUUCCUCAGUCAACACAAUGUCUAGGUCAACCUUUCUUUUCUGGGGUGAACUUGCAACAGAAACCAACUCUUCAGUGAUAGCAGAUUUUACUCUGAAAAAGCAGUAUUUGUAUAUGGUUCAUCCAUCACAUCCAAGCAUCAUCCUGGAGCUAAGUAACAGCACCGAGAAUGUAGUUGCUUUUACGACUGCCUUAUUUGAACGAAGCAGACAUGCCUGUAAUGUUCUGCUGAAGGGGCAAUCUGUAGGGAGUGAACCAGGAACUGUGUCGAUCACCAAGCAAAAAUUGAAAGAAGCUAUCAAUUUAAGUACUGUUCGACGCCUAAAGGGGAACGACGACUUCAGUGAUGAAGAAAUUAAGCAGUACUUCUAUAGAAUGAGAUAUAGUAGCUAAUAGCAAAUGUUUAAUAAGGCAAAAUUGAUGAACUUUUGAGUGAAUGAUUUAGGGUGAAUGAAUAGAAAAAAAAACUUUUCUUGCCAGAGUUCUUGUUUUGAUUCAUUACUCAACUAAAGACACCAGCUUGUAACUGUACCAAUACCAAAUACCGUUGUAGUUUAAGAAUGGUUUAAAAUAAUGUUCCUUUUCUAAAGAAUCUCACUUCAAUUGUUAAUUUUUAUUUGGACCGUUUGCAAAAUGUUGAUAUAAAAUAGUACAACGGCUUUGCAUUAUAAAAUUGAUUGUUCUGUUUCAAGGAAGAAAAUAAUUCUGGAACAUUUCAAUACCGUAAUCCAUCAUUAAAGUUACAAAGUGGGUGAAUCUAUUGAUAUUGACAUCACUAUUUAAGAUUGGCUCUGUGCGAUUGCAGUGGCCUAUCAGGCAGAUUUCUUAUAUAUUUCUAAAGUUCUAUUUAGUUUGAUUGUAGUACUGUACAUAGUUUGUGCAAUUUGAAUAUUGCAGAAUAUGUGGUCACUUCUGAGAUUAAUUGCGUGGUUGCCUUUCUGAGAGUUCUUACAUUAACCCACGGCUGUGACUUUAAACAGCGAACCGAAUCUGGGUGGAGAUUGAUUAUUGCAGUUAUUGAUUGCAUCAGAAAGUCAAUCUAAAGAUUAUACAACGCUAACUACAUUCAUUUUUAAUAUUAACUUGCAGUACAUUUUCAAUUUUUCUAUUUUUUAUUUGAAAUGUGCAUCCAACUCUUAAGUUUUUUUUUCCCGGAAACACAAAUCGAUUCUUGUUUUGCAGUGACAUUAAGUAAGUUUUGUUAAUUAUGAUUUUUAUAUGAAUUCCUGCUGGCUGGUUCCAAUAAAAGCCGAGGGCAAAUUAGCAUGGCCAUCCCAAGUCUUCCCCACCCCUUUUUCAGGUCCUCCUUUUAAGUGGUUUAAAUCUUAUGUAAUGUCAUGUAUAUACAGUAACCAAAAUCUUGACACAGGUGGUUAUGUAGUAGUCAACAAACAUGUUCAGGUGAUUUUUAAGCAAAUUUUCAGCUUUUAGUCAAACGCAAAGGUGCUAUUUGCAUAGCUAGUUGGAAUAUGGUAUGUUCAUAGAUUAGAUCUGCUGAAUCAGCUGAAUAACGCUGUGCUUUCUAUUAGACUACAAAAGCUGGUCAUUAAAUGUACAUUACUAUAAUAAACAAGUUAUAUUCAAGCAAUGGCUUGAUAGUUUACUAAUUACAAGAGCUUGAGCAGAAACUCCUACUUUCAGCAGGUUAUGUUAUAGCAGGUGGAUUGACCAGCACUGUACAUCUUAUUUAGAAUUUGACACUGCUGAGAAUUUUCCUAUAUAGCAGGAAAAAAACUUUUUUUCCAGAGUUAAUACAUAAUUUUGUACAGCGGUUUUCAAGUCAAGAGCAUGUAUCAAAGUGCUUCACAGUAUAUACUGUAAAGUGGAGUGAUUGUAUUUUGUGGGUGAACAGUUAUUGCUAAAUUUGAAUUUAAUAUAUUAAACUUAAUAUAAAUAGAAAUGAUCCCAUUAGUAAAAAAAUACUUUAGACAUUGGUGAACCCAACCAGAAUAUUUUUCAUUUCUGGAACUUUGAAUACUUAUGGAAUGAUCAGGAAACAGCUGCUCAUUCACUAAUUUUCAAUAUCAAACAUUUGCUGGGUAAAAUAUUAAAAUAGAUUUCAAUUUGAUUUGCUUGGAAUUAAACCGUAUUUUAUUUAAGUAUUGCUAAUUGGAUCUUAUACGAAUGCUGAAUAUAGAUGCAGAAUGUAAUAUUUUGGAGAAAAUAAUUCAGAGAAGAAACGAGUUGAUGCUACUGCAGAUGCCAAAAAUAUUCUCUCAAUGGGGAACAGAGAAUAGCAAUUACUAUGGUUGUUAUAACCGCAGUGUUCAAUUAUAUUGUUUUUGAUGCUACGAGGUGUCAACAAUCAACUGUUUUCAAUCAAUAAUAACUUCAUAAAAUAAUACUUGCAUUUGAUAUAGCAUCUUUGAGAUGUCUUCAAAAUAAGAGAUACAACAACAAAAUGACAUUUGUACAGCGCCUUUCACUUCGGAAGGAUGUCCCGAGGUGCUGGUGUUUCAUCACCCGAGGUGGGAGAAGGGAUCAGGGAUGGUGGUGGGUGUGGGGUGGUAGGAAGGUGCCCGAAGGCACUGUCGAAGAGGAGGGUCUUGAGAUGGGUUUUGAACGAGGCAAAGGAGGGGGUGAGGCGGAGGAACUGUGGGCUGGAGUUCCAGCGGGUGGGGGCAAAGUGACAGAAGGCCACCCGUCAAUGGUAGGGUGGGUGAGGCAAUUAGUUCGGGUGUGUGUACCCAUAGUGUACUGUAUUCAAUAUAUUGCAGUUUAAGUCGAUAAAUUUCAAUACGUCGCCGUAACUUAAAAAUUAAAUAUAUGUGCCCGAAAACUUAAGGAAUCGGGAAAUCGGGUGGUUACUAUUUAGGAGACUUGGUUAUCGAUUGUUAACCUAAAUUUUGAGACUCAUGUCUUCCUUAUUUUGCACUUUUUCAAACUUUAUAACAGACAGACGUACUACACUGAUGUUUUAUUGUUUACAUAUGAAAUGUAAAAUGCAAUGUAAGGUUCAUUGUUGAUACUUGAUCCAUAAUAAAUAUUUCUGAUUAAUCUGUCAA
Molecule: messenger RNA, 4445 nt
Organism: Callorhinchus milii (elephant shark)
Lineage: Eukaryota; Metazoa; Chordata; Chondrichthyes; Chimaeriformes; Callorhinchidae
Gene: fam234a
Product: family with sequence similarity 234 member A
Exons: 12
Coding region: 121-1833 (570 amino acids)
Molecular function (GO): protein binding
Source: RefSeq, a predicted model, not a curated record